GUCUUCAGUGAUGUUUUUUUUGUCUUGUCGACUUGGGAAAUGGAGAUUGGGAGUCAGAAAGCAGUCGCCACUUGAGGUGUCUGAAGCCAAGAAGUAGUCGGCGACAGGUGCACAGGAGUUGGACGGUUUGACGAAUAAGUCUGUGUCAUGAUGAUGGUCGUAUGCGUUGCAGCGUAAAGAGCCCGAAUGUCUGUCGUAGCCAACUUCCUUGUCGUGCUGCUGUGGCUUGUGGCCUGUGCACAGCCUUCUCUGUGUGUCUUUGGCUUUCGACGGACAGUUCAAUCAGCGUAUGAUUUUGUUCUCGGUGAGCCCUGUAAUGAGCAUUGGACAACGUACAAUUUAACCCAGUUGGAUAAAGCUCUUGACGCCAACUUAUUUGGCCAGCAUUUGGUGGAGAAGUACUUACCGAAAUUGAUCAGAUCUCAUCGCCUUGCUCCAUCCAACAAAGCUCUGGCAGUAGCUCUCCACGGCUCGACUGGUACAGGGAAGACGUAUGUAACACAGUUGGUAGCCCAGCAUCUCCUAAAAUUGGGCGAGCAGUCUCAAUACUUCCACCGAUUUAUAGCCAAUCGUCACUUUCCAUUGAGUGGCAAGGAACACGUCCAGAGAUAUAAACAUCAGUUGGCAAGUUGGAUCUCAGGAAAUUCAAGCCGCUGUGGAUACAGUCUGUUCGUGUUUGAGGAGAUCGAGAAGUUUCCCGAAGGCCUUAUAGAUGAAGUACUGCCUUUCUUGGAACCGUUUGCACACAUUGAAGGAGUGGACUACCGCAACACUAUCUUCAUCUUCACCACUAACCUUGGAGCAAAGGAGAUAGCAGCUCAAGUCCAUGAUCACUACCAGGCCGGGCAUCAGCGACACAAGUUGCAAGCCAGCAUCUUUGACCGUGUGCUCUCCAAAUACUCCUACAAUAGUGACGGCGGCUUCAAAUUUUCCAGCCUGAUUACAAAGCAGGUUAUAGACUUGCAUCUUCCCUUCCUGCCACUGGAAAGCAAGCACAUCAAAGAAUGUAUUAAAGUAGAGAUCAGGAAGAUGAGUAACCACUGUAAGUUUACAGACGACCUCGUUUCCACCAUAGCCAACCAGGUUGUUUACUAUGACUUCGGCAAGGACGCAGAUUUAAAUAAUUUAUUUGCUCGCGGUGGGUGUAAAAAGAUCAGAUCCCAGGUUCACAUCCACUGUUGAGUUUUUGGCACUCGUACUCGCCAUAAUGUUUUCUUGAGAAAUAUUUUUUAACCGCUUUAACGCAGUUAGCAUUCUGCUACUUUAGAAGGCUCUCCGCCAUCUGUUUUGCUCGUCUGCUUUUCACACACAUCCUUUUUGUUCUUUUUUUUUCUAUUUUACACAAUUCUCUGGUCUGUUGUCAUAUCAGGCAACCUGGAGGCUGGGGAUUACUGCGGGGAAUUUUUAAGUGUGCAUGUGCCUUGUCAAGCUGGUCUGACAUCAUCUGUUUCCUGCAAUGUCAGUUAGGUUAUCUUUCACGAUUUUCACAAGAUAGGGGUGCUGGCAAUUCUAUCCGUGUUGUAACACAUGAAUUACAUGUACAUUGUAUAUUUCUGAACUGCUGCACUAACAAACCCCUUUUUCA
This is a messenger RNA of Sycon ciliatum, 1585 nucleotides long. Its product is annotated as torsin-1A-like. The coding region runs from base 187 to 1182 and encodes 331 amino acids. Gene Ontology annotation, molecular function: ATP binding; ATP hydrolysis activity. The record is from RefSeq and is a predicted model, not a curated record. The transcript has a single exon. NCBI's taxonomy places the organism in Eukaryota, Metazoa, Porifera, Calcarea, Leucosolenida, Sycettidae.